This is a messenger RNA of Peronospora matthiolae, 4353 nucleotides long. NCBI's taxonomy places the organism in Eukaryota, Oomycota, Peronosporomycetes, Peronosporales, Peronosporaceae. The record is from the annotation of a GenBank genome assembly.
AUGAGCCCAAAUGACAGCUCCUACGACGCGGCACAGGCGCCGCCAAUCACAGGUCGCGAAAGGACCGUGACGCCGCCUGCCGAAGUCGUCGACCCGCCAACCCACGAAAGGGGCACAAACGUGAACGAGAGGAUCCUUAAGAUGCUCAUGGGACUCGAAGGUCGCAUGGAGCGCAUAAAAGUGUCCCAGAUGCAGAUGGACGAGAACGAGCGACUUCGAGGUGCAAUCGAGAGUGGACUCUUCAGCUCUCUGCUUGGCCGCAACAUGGGCAACGCUGGACCGAUGCACCUGGACGCUCUUGGCAACUCGCCGCCGAGACGACAAGCUGUGUAUCAAGCGCAUGAACAGCCAAGGCAGCACUCGAGAGUGUCACCGGCUCAAGGCGCCCACGUUGAACCGCUCGGAUCGCAGUAUGCGGCGCCGGACUUACGGCAAGGCUACCCACCGCAACAGAUGCCUCAACAAGCUCAGCAAGUGCCAUGCCCUACCGCGUGCCGGACGCACGUCAACGAAAGCUGGCGAUCAGGAAGUUUGACGCAUGCGUGCGGAUUCGCAUGGUCCGAGGAAGUUAAAGCUGACUUACUUGGACACUACUUGAGCGGAACCGCGGAGCGCUAUUAUAACAAGCAGCUGGAGUUGUGGUGGACACAACUACCGACGCUGGAUCAUGUCAUGGAAAGGGUCCAUCAGACUUUUAAGACCACAAUCACGGCUUCGCAGUCAAUCCAGCUCUUCACGGCGCGUAAAGACCCCAAGAGAAGUUGGCCGGAGCAUUACCUUUACUUGGUUGCUGUCAGCGACGCGUGUGGUGGCGCGGACCAACAGGUGUUGGAUAAUAUCGUGCAUUAUGCGUCGACGGAACUAAGUACGGUGCUUAUGGCUAAGUACGAUAACUCAAGAGUGGAUUUUUUGCGUCAAGCUGAGGAGCUCGCCCACUUCGCGCAGUCUGUAGAGCUGGAGUCGCGAAAGGCCGGUCACAUCAAGGCCAACUGUCGAAGCAAAGGCCGUAGUAGUUACGAUGGUCGUCGUGGAAAACAUGGCGCAGACCUCGUUUUGGCGAUAAACGAUCGUGGAAUCAAGAAGAAGAACCCGCAUUUUAGUUAUGCUGGAAAAGAUGCUAAGGACGAGCAUGAAGAGUGGAUCUUGGAUAGUGGUUCAAGUCGUCACCUCGUGAAGGAUGAGAGCCUGUUGCUGGAUGCACAAGACUGCAACUAUCAGUGCAGCAUGGCGGAUGGAGAAACACUAUUUCUGUCAAGAGUCGGUAGCGUCCGUUUAUGCGUUAUGGCAGGUGGCAAGGAGCGGACGGUCAAGCUUACCGAAGCGUACCUUGCGACUGAACUCGAGCGCGACAUUGUCUCAUAUGGAAAACUCGAGCUCAAGGGUUUUGGAUUGGUGUACGAUGGCGCGACGCGCUCGCUCGCCAAUCGCAGUAAUGGGGAAGUGGCUUUCGAUUUGACUAUGGAGAACAACGUACUUUACGUUAAGACUGUGGAAACUUCGCAUUUAAGGAGCAUGCCAAGUGAUGUACUAAUGGCAAUACUGGCUGAAGAAGGAGCGACUGAGUCAUCGUUGGGAGUGCAAAGCGGCACGCUCAUGCAUUUUCACCAGCGACUCGGACACCUUUCUUUCGACACGGUGGAACGAAUGGCGAAGGAUCCUGCGUCAGGGAUCAAACUCACGGAUCGGCGAAGACUCACGUGUUUGUCAUGUGCUGAAGGGAAGCAGACGAAGAAUUCUCAAUCGCAAAAGGACACCGGCGUGAAUGCACCAAUCGACAGGAUUGGUGGAGUUAUCUGCUCGGAUCUAAAGGGACCUAUGACGCCCAAGAACCGACAUGGAAACAGAUAUCUCGUGAAUUUUAUCGAUCACAAGUCGAAUUACUGCCGCGUGUUUCUGGCCCCAACUAAGGAUCAAGCAGCGAAGAAGUUUGAACACUUUUUGGUGUUUUUUAAAAAGCGAUUUAAUUGUCGUAUUCACGUGCUACGUACGGACGGCGGCGGGGAGUACCAGAAUGUGGACUUAUUCUGCAAGCGCACUGGAGUAGCCCGUCAAGUCGCAGAGUCAAGAAAUCAAUCUUCGAACGGCAAGGCGGAGCGGAUGCAUCGGACCGUUCUCAAUAUGGAUCGGUCCAUGAUCUUUGCAAGCCGCCUGCCCUUGACAUUUUGGGGAGACGCCGUCGAAUACGCGGCGUACAUCUUAAACAGGAGUCCUACAAGCGCAAACCUGCGACGCGCGUCGCCAAUACAGGUUCUCACGAAGGUUGUCCCCGACUUACGCAACAUAGUGGUAUUCGGCUCAAGUUGCACGGUCUAUCGAGACCCUCGCAAGAACUCGCUCGCACAACGAGCACAAGUUGGCAUUAUCGUCGGGAGGAGCGACGAAACUAAGGGCUAUCGAGUUUUUUUGCAAAAGGAUAACAUCGUAGUCGUCACGCAGCAUGUGAAAAACAUUGCGACGCUCAGUGACGAGCAAAAUGAACAGCUUCAGCGCGCACUGGAAUACGAAGAUCAAGCCGGAACAGCUGUUUCCAGGAGUGCAGAAUCGUCUGCGUUGUCGAUGGCGUCACUAGCGAUCUCAUCAAAGCUAAAGAAGAAAGGGAAAUUGACCGUGCGUAGCGGACGAUCGAAGAAGAAGUCAUGGACCCGCUCGUCACACGGCACGCGUGGUGCGUCGAAGCGAGCUCAGGAAUUCGCGGGUCAAGAGGAGCCAGCGAGUAAUACGAGCAUCGUAAACCAUGUGUACGAGCGUGAUCCGAAGAACUACGGCGAAGCAAUGCGAAGUUCUAAAAGCGAGGACUGGAAGAAGGCGAUGUGUGAAGAAUUGGAAGCGCUCGAGAACAACGACGUUUGGCAUCUUAUCAAGCGUCCGAGCAGCAGCAAUGCACUCCACACGAAGUGGGUGUACAAGACAAAGAUGACUGCUGAUGGGGAUGUCGAACGCCUUAAAGCGCGACUUGUGGCGUGCGGCAAUGAGCAAGUGUUUGGAGCUGACUAUGUCCUCACAUUUGCUGCCGUGAUGGACAUGUCUACGGUGAAGAUAAUAUUGGCUCUUGCAGUUACGUGGGGAGUCGUCGCAAAGCAUGGCGACAUCCCUAACGCCUACGUAAAGGCUGACAAAGAGGCUGAUUUGGAGAUACUUUUACAAGUACCAAGAGGAAUGGACGUGAGCAGUGAUACUAUCAAGUCACUGGGAGCAUCGAGCGUGAGUGAACUGGCGUUACAGCUUCGCAAGAGUUUGUACGGCCUUAAACAGGCCGGGAGGCUCUGGAGCCAAUUACUACAUGCACGGCUUAUUGACGUUGGUUUCCAGCAGUGCGUGUCGGAUAUGUGUUUAUACCGGAAGAAGGAUGGGAGAGACCUCGUGAUUGUCGGGGUCUACGUUGAUGACUUGCUAGCUACUGGUACGGACGCGGCAGCAGUCGAUCGUUUCUUCGCGAGUCUAGGCAGUCUGUCUAUCAAGGACCUAGGAGCAGUCAAGAAGUUCCUAGGAAUGCGAGUGGAGGUUGACAAUGACGGAGGAUAUAUUAUCGAUCACGAAGUUGCAAUUAACGACAUCCUAAAAGAUCAUGGUCUCGAAGAUGCAAACUCAACGCAGACCCCCAUCGGUGCAGAUUGUUACGAGAUCCCGACGACAGACAGCGCUCUGCUUGUUAAUGCAGAAGAAGGAGCUCCAAGCAUUCGAAGCUUCCAAUCGCUCGUCGGUAGUCUUCUCUGGGUGUCGAGAUGUACGCGGCCAGAUAUGGCAUUUGCCGUCCACAAGGUGACGCGCCCGACGAACCAGCCGCGAGUCCAUGAUUACAAGCUCGCGAAACGCAUCGCGAGGUACUUAAAGGGUACCUGCAGCUUCAAGCUACGGAUGACACCGGCGUCGAGCGCGCGCGAGACAGUGAACUUGGAGUCCUACUCAGACGCGGACUUCGCUGCUGAUAAGCUGGACCGGAAGUCGUUGACGGGCGGGGUCAUCUUCUUGAACGGCAUGGCGGUGAGUUGGACGGCCAAGAAACAAGGCGGCGUCUCUCUAUCCACCAUGGAAGCCGAAUUUGUUGCAGCUUCGGAGCAAACGCGCGAGUUACUUGGGAUCCGAGAGAUGCUGCGCGAAAUUGGGAUGCCACCCGGACUGCCGAUGACGCUAUACAUCGAUAAUCAAGCCGCUAUCAAGCAGCUGGAUGGCGAGGCGUCUUCCUUGAAAGCCAAGCACAUCGAUGUGCGGCUCAAGUUUGUGCGGGACUACUCAAGACGCGAGAUUAUACAGGCGCAGUACGUCAGGUCUGAAGCCCAGGUUGCUGACUUAAUGACGAAGGCCCUGGAUGCGGCCAAGCUUGCGUCGCUGUGCGAGUUGAUGAGCCUCGGUUAG